CUCUCUAACAUAUAAAUUCAAAGCACAUCCCAGUCAACCCUCAAUCCUAGCUUCAACUUCCAUUGUCUCUUGUCAUCUUGGGACAUGAAGAAUUCGACAUGCUUUGAGAAGACCGCCGCUCAACGUCAUGAGGAAGUUGAUCUCACAGAUGAUGAGGUUCAACGCCUUCUACAUGAUGCCGAGAGCCGGCUACGUGUGAAUCAACGGAAUAUUCAACCAAGUCUGACCGUUGAAAUUCCCGAUGGCCAGCUUGUGACUGGCUCCCCAUUGCCAAGCUCCUCCACUCCCCAUUUAGAAGUCAAUCAUUCUGUCAAAUCAUACCUCUCUCAGAAAAAUGAUGUAACUUCAAUCGAUUCAUCACGAAUCGUGGAUCACAAAUCUAUGGAUGUUUUUCAUCCUACUAAUUGUGUAAUGGCUACGGGGUCAAAGAGACCAGGUGGGAAUACUCGAGCUACAGCAGGAAGUGAUUGGUUUGAUAUGCCAAAAACAGAGCUCACUCCCGAACUCAGACGCGAUCUACAAUUAAUACGAAUGCGUUCAGUGCUAGACCCAAAAAGACACUAUAAGAAAGAUAAUGCCAAAGCAAAGGCGCCGGAAUUUUCACAGGUUGGAACAGUCAUUGAAGGCUCUACUGAGUUUUUUGGGGCUCGGAUUUCGAAAAGGGAUCGGAAGAGAACGUUCGUUGAGGAGGCCCUGGCCAUCGAAAAAGAUAGCAAACGCCUGGCCUCAAGGUACACGAAUGUUCAAACAAGCAAAAGAAGUGGAAAGCGGUCUUUCUACCACAACUUGCGGACAAAAAGAGACCGGUCCAAACAAUGAUCUGGAGCUUGAUGCGAAGUAACAACCGUGUCAAUUUUCGAUUCUUCUCUUACCCGGCGAGCAAGUUUAGUCACAAAUAAGCGCGAUCAACGUCACAGCAGUUCGGCGAUGAACGCCAUGACACCAUAGGAAUUUUUUUUCAACUCUCUGCGGCCCACAUAUUCAAAACGACAGCCUGUACCAACAUCUGCAUGUCAAAUGCCGCUGCGCGUCCUGCCUCGAUCACUUCCUCGUGAUUCGCUUUGCCUUCGGUCAUAAUUGCGCCUAACUCGUCUGCAUCCCUGGUAUGUAAAAAGCUGUCAUCACC
Molecule: messenger RNA, 1126 nt
Organism: Penicilliopsis zonata CBS 506.65
Lineage: Eukaryota; Fungi; Ascomycota; Eurotiomycetes; Eurotiales; Aspergillaceae
Exons: 4
Coding region: 85-819 (244 amino acids)
Biological process (GO): RNA processing
Cellular component (GO): nucleolus
Molecular function (GO): RNA binding
Source: RefSeq, a predicted model, not a curated record